Zingiber officinale is the source of this 1176-nucleotide messenger RNA. RefSeq names its product RING-H2 finger protein ATL64-like. NCBI's taxonomy places the organism in Eukaryota, Viridiplantae, Streptophyta, Magnoliopsida, Zingiberales, Zingiberaceae. The transcript has a single exon. The record is from RefSeq and is a predicted model, not a curated record. Bases 109 to 942 code for a protein of 277 amino acids.
AGCAAGCCGCCUUCAAGCAGUUCCAGUUCUUCUUUCCUCUAUAUAUCAAAGCGCAUCUUCGUUUCUUCUCCGCAGCUAUAAUUCUAAUUGCAUGAUCCGCCCACAUUGAUGGUCGAUUUUGCCAUGAAUCCCACGUCCACGGCAGAUGUCCCGCAGCAGCACAUGGCCGGCGUCGCUCGGCUCUCCCUCUCGACUACCAGCGGCUUCCUGGUCGCCGGCGUCAUCGUCGUCUUCCUUGUCUUUCUCUUCCUCCUUUUCUGCUACCUCCGUUCCAACCGCUACUGGGGCGCCAUCCCGGUCUCCGGCGCCGCCCACGCCCACUUUGCCCCAACCCCUGGCCUGCCCCGCGGCGACCAUGGCCUUGAUGCGGCCGCCUCCCUCCCUCCGCCCCUCGUGCUCCGCCCGGGGAGCUUCAAGGAGGGCCUCGAGUGCCCCGUCUGCCUCUCCGAGCUCGCCGUCUGUGAGGCGGUGCGGCUGCUGCCCAUGUGUGGCCACGCCUUUCAUCUCCACUGCAUCGACACGUGGUUCUGCGCCCACUCCACCUGCCCCCUCUGCCGCACGCCGGCAGCGCUCGAGGCGUCAGAAAUCGGCAAGUCCAGAUCUCAAUUGCUUACCUCGGCCGAAUCGAUUUCAAAUACCACCGCAAGUUCCCACCUUUGUGCGAGAAUCGGCGACUCGAAUUCACAAGAAGGAAUUUUCAGGGCUUCUUCGAGCGUAUUGCCCGUCGAGGUGGCACCAGAGGAGUCAUUGCCGGCGAGUAGGCUAACAGUAACAGAGGAGUCAGCGCCGGCGCCAAAGGCAACAUUGAGGCCGUUGCGGUGGCUUCUCGUUCGCGGGAACAGGACCGGCGGCGCUUCGGGGAGUCCGAGUGGGCGCGACGUCGAGCAAGGACGUGACCUUGCCCCGACACGUACCACCGACGAGCUCAUGAGUCUAGGCUAGAAUUGGCUUUCUUUCGAUCCAUUAAUUUCAAUUUCCUAUUUUCCGCUGUAUUAUUCACCUGUACAGAAAUAACUCCGACUUGAGUCUCGAAUCGAACUCAAAGUACGAAACCCUUUUGUGUUCGUAUUUAUUUCUCCUCUCACUCAUCUGCUGAAUGUUAAUCCCUACAUCGAGUGUCAGAUUUCCCAUUCCAUUGUCAAACAUAUGCAGCAAACAGCCAAACUGCCAUUGACA